AUAUUAUGUUACGAUUAUAAUAACUUCAAUGAGGAAAAUGUGUCUGUUAAGGUGAAGCUACUGGGUAUCAAACCAUAGACGGUAUGUUUGUAGUGAUAGAUCCACGCUGCGACACGUCAGUGGUGGAGUGGCGAUGGGGGCGGGACCAGGAAGUGAAUAGUCAAGCUAGCAGCGGAUAAUGAGUAGCUGAUCCAUUCAUUUGACAGGGCAUGAUGGGCAGGCAGAGGAAGAGGGUGGGGGCAGGGGAAGCUGCACCCCUUCUGCGGAAAGACGAGAAGCCCAUUGGCUUGCACUUCAAGGAAAAGAAGAAGAAAGUGGACAUUGGCAAAGUGUUUAUCAAUAUCUCAAUCGGCCUUUGCAUUUUCAGCCUGGUUUGGUUUUUCUAUGCCCUGUACAUGCGGUCCAGCCUGGCUAAACGUGUGGCUACGCUGCACCCUUCGCCGCGAGUCCUCGAUGACAACAGCACCAGCGCCGAGGUUUCCCCAGAGAGGUUCUGGGGAUCCUACAGGCCUCAGGUCUACUUUGGGAUGAAAACCAGAAGUCCUAAAUCCAUCGUUACAGGCCUGAUGUGGAUGCGGCAGUUCUCCAGCAUGGACGUGAACCUCAGGCACACCUGUGAGCAGGGGGACGGCCUGCAGGGCUACGGCUGGCUGAUGCACGACGGCCUCAGCUUCGGCGUCCAGGAGGUCCGCGAUAAGGACUUCACCCUGACCACCGAGUUUGUCAAGCGGAGGGGCGGCGACCACGGUGGCGACUGGACCUGGAGGAUCACGGCCAAACAACACAGUUCAUCCCGCCAAGCGCCCGUCAUCUCGCUCAUGUUUUACGCAGCAGCAGAUACGCAGGGCUCUCUGGAGGCUCACGUGGAGGAGAAGAAAGGCCUGGGAUCCAUCACCGGCUUCUCUGAGGAGCUCGGACACUUCAAGAUCACCUUCCGCAAGCCCGUCACUGGGGAGCUGUCCAACGUCAAAUACGCCUGCUACAACAACCUUCAGACUGUUACUCCAGGCUUGGAGCGGCUGACCGACAUUGUUAAGAACAGCCUCUCUCGGAGGUUUGUCUACAGCCCCCCCUCUGGUGAAAAGAGGCAUUACAUUGCGGUUGACAGCUACAAGCCUCCACACCAGCAGCCCCAGCAGAAUCCUGACGACCCCAGGAAGAAGAGCGACUUCCUGGUCCACCAGGUAACCGUAGAGACCCCGUUCCAGAUCGAGGUUCUGUUUGAAUCGGCCAGCUUCCACAGUAGACCCAACCAGCUGGUCGGGGUCACCAUGACGGAGGAGCUGGAGAGGAGGAAAGCCGAGUUUGACGCCAGGUUCGAGAGGACCUUUGGCCUGGAGCGAAAGGGCUUCAGCCAAGCUCAGGUCAGGUUCAGCAAGGCAGCCCUCAGCAACAUGCUGGGCGGAAUGGGCUACUUCUAUGGCCAGUCGGUGGUGCAGUCUGCCUACAACGAGUACCCGCUCUUGUAUCCCGAGGGCGCGCUGUUCACCGCCGUUCCCUCGCGCUCUUUCUUCCCUCGGGGGUUCCUUUGGGACGAGGGCUUCCACCAGCUGCUGCUCAGCAAAUGGGACCCUCAGGUGACGCGGGAGGCGACCGCUCAUUGGCUAGACCUCAUCAACGUGGAGGGUUGGAUCCCUCGCGAGCAGAUCCUCGGCGACGAGGCACGCAGCAAGGUCCCGGGUGAGUUUGUGGUGCAGCGGAACGAGAACGCCAACCCGCCCACCCUCUUCCUGGCGCUGCAGGAGCUCAUCGAGCAGCAUUCUUCCGACCCGGAUGCUCCGACAUCGCUGCCCACGUUGGCGUUCCUACGGCGGCUCUUCCCAAGACUGAAGACCUGGUUUGAAUGGUACAACACCACACAGACCGGACCCGUGCCCAAUUCCUACCGCUGGCGGGGCCGGGACAAGGACACCAACCUCUUCUUGAACCCGAAGACCCUGACCUCCGGUCUGGACGACUACCCAAGGGCCUCCCACCCGUCCGGGGAAGAGCGGCACGUGGACCUGCACUGCUGGAUGGCCCUGGCCUCGGGCAUCAUGGCUAGCAUCGCGCGGCUCCUCGGAGAGCCCCACGUCGACUACGAACAGACACACCAGGUGCUCAGUGACAACGGCCUGCUGAGCGAGCUCCACUGGUCGGACCAGCUCGGGGCGUUCAGCGACUACGGAAACCACACGCAGGCCGUGUCCUUGCAGCAGGAGAAGGUGUAUGUGCCGCCCGGACAGCCACGGCACCACUACGCCGCCGCCCGCCUCGUGCGCUCUGUGCGGCGCGCGCCCAAGCUGCAGCACGUGAACGCCCUGGGAUACGUCAGCCUCUUCCCGUUUCUGCUGCACAUCCUGCACGCCGACUCUCCCAAGCUGGAGCACAUACUCCGAGACAUGAGGGACCCCGACAAGCUGUGGACGCCCUACGGCCUCCGCUCGCUCUCCAGGACGGACCCCAUGUACAUGAAGCGGAACACGGAGCACGACGCCCCCUACUGGAGGGGACCUAUCUGGAUCAACAUAAAUUAUUUGGCUGUCAGAGCCCUGAACCACUACAGCAGUGUGGAGGGUCCCUACCAGGAGAAGGCAACGGCCCUUUAUAAUGAACUCAGGACUAACAUCGUCAACAACGUUUACAGGCAGUACGUUGAGACAGGGUAUAUAUGGGAGCAGUACAAUGACAACACUGGCCGAGGCCAAGGAAGCCAUCCAUUCACUGGCUGGUCAGCCUUGACUGUUUUAAUGAUGGCAGAACAGUACUAACGCUAAAGACUCUUUCUAAAGGUCUUAAAGAAAUUGGCCCUCAUCCGUUGCUCAUGUGAUGCUCAAGCAGGCAUUAUGUAUUAUUGAAACUGUUUUCUACCAAAAUAUCUAUUUCCAGAAUAGGUGUUAAUAAGGUGGUUUAGAAAGAACCCUGUUACUUUAUCACAUUUUGUUGUUCGUAGUCAUGCCGUGUGUUUGCUAUGUGUGGAGCCAUUGGACAGAUAAAUGCCAUGCUUUGUGUUCCUCAUCAGCUUCUGGCAUGUGCACCACUGGCUAUCCAUAAAAAUACAUUUAAAAUAAUACUGUGUUUAGAUAUGCAGUAUUGGACUGACUUUUGGAAAUUGCACAUUUUUUGUAUGCGUUUCCUAAUCAACUGGCAACUACUUAAAACAAUGAGUGCCUGAGCAACUAGGAUAACAGGUGUUUUUGAUAAAGCUGAUGAAUGAGGGCCAUUGUCUUCAAUAGUGCCAACAAUUAUUUCGGUCAAGAUUCUCCAGUUGUCUUAAUGUUUUAAUGAUAGUGAAGAAUUCAAGGAGUGGAUGACCUCAUCAGCAUUACUUCUGGGAGGGUUGGGGUUACAAUAAAAAAAUCCUGACUUGAAAUAUGUUUUAUUGAGAAACAAUAAAUCAUAUCUUCAAAUGUUGCUGUUGGGAGUUUGUGUUGGCUGUAGAGGUUAUAGAAUUGUUAUUGUAUUGGUCAUUCAGUAUUGAGUGCUUCAUUCAUUAGUUAUCUACGUAAUAUUCCGUAGAUACUGACUGAUUAAUAUCGCUUCAUUGCAAUUGAAAUUGUUCUCUAACAGGCCAUUUCCAAGUACUUAGCAUAUGAAAAUACCGGUAGUAUACGUUGCAGAAUACGCCGCAAAAGAAAGAGCACUCUGUUCCAUGACAUGCUUUUAACGAAACAUUGAUUUCACUUCCUGAAACUACGUCAUUUCUAGGUUAUUGGAUGAGAGACAGUAAUGUGCGUACAGUAGCACGACUCAACAAUAGUAGAUAUACUGGAAACCAUAUAUGACGUGUUUUACCUUAAUCUCUGUUUCAAGGUCUAUAGGAGGGCGACAAGUUGACGUCGAUAGCCACCAGCUAGAGCUUUAUUUAUUUUCUAAAGUUUGACUCAAACCAUUUUGAUGCGAGAUCUUGGUUUGGAACUGCAUUACUUCCACAGAGCAAGUUAGUGACUGCAAGUUCUUUUCACUCGUUGACAACCCCGUUCAGUACACAGGGGCGUACAGUGGACUUGGUCUUAUUAAUACUUUGACACAAAAUAAACAACCCCGGCCAUAAAAAGCACUGAUGCUUUUUCCUUGAGCUGUGUUCAUGACCCCCGGGUUCCAACCUCUUCUAUGAAUCCUUUUGAACGCUUGGCUGUGGCUGAAAGCCUCGAAACGGGUGCAGUGUUGGCUUGCAGAACUCAACAUAGCGUUAUUUCCUCAACCCCUCCAUAGCACUGAAUUUAAUACAGCUCAGCUUCAACUCCCCAGGCUGCCAGUUUCCCUUUAU
Molecule: messenger RNA, 4249 nt
Organism: Gadus chalcogrammus (walleye pollock)
Lineage: Eukaryota; Metazoa; Chordata; Actinopteri; Gadiformes; Gadidae
Gene: mogs
Product: mannosyl-oligosaccharide glucosidase
Exons: 5
Coding region: 210-2750 (846 amino acids)
Biological process (GO): oligosaccharide metabolic process; protein N-linked glycosylation
Cellular component (GO): endoplasmic reticulum membrane
Molecular function (GO): Glc3Man9GlcNAc2 oligosaccharide glucosidase activity
Source: RefSeq, a predicted model, not a curated record